Molecule: messenger RNA, 1140 nt
Organism: Caenorhabditis briggsae
Lineage: Eukaryota; Metazoa; Nematoda; Chromadorea; Rhabditida; Rhabditidae
Gene: Cbr-dmsr-4
Product: Protein CBR-DMSR-4
Exons: 7
Coding region: 1-1140 (379 amino acids)
Biological process (GO): G protein-coupled receptor signaling pathway
Cellular component (GO): membrane
Molecular function (GO): G protein-coupled peptide receptor activity
Source: RefSeq, a predicted model, not a curated record
AUGUGUCAAGAUGAAGGAGGAACAUUGUUCGACCCACAAGACCCUGCAGUUUCAGGACUCAUUGAUGCACUGGAACAGUUUCAAAGCUUUUAUACAUACUUUCAUAGAUAUGCGUGUCUAUUCAUUUGCAUUAUAGGAGUCUUUAGUAAUGCAAUUCAUAUUGCGGUCCUAUCUCGUCCCCGAAUGCGCCGUUGUGCCGUCAACAGUGUUUUAACUGCUGUCGCAUUCUGUGACGUCAUAACAAUGACCUCAUACAGUAUAUACUUGAUGAGGUUUAGAUUUUAUGAGACCGACCAUGGCUACAGCUACAUUUGGCUGGUUUUUCUAAAGUUUCAUGUGUGGUCAUCCAUGACUCUGCAUGCAAUCACAUUGUACAUGGGAGGAGUACUGGCUUUCAUCAGAUGGCAGGCUCUAGGAAAUAUACAUAGUAAAUGGUUACAACCGAAGAACUCUUGGCAAGUAUUCGGAGUGGUGAGUGUAGCCAUGUCUAUUGUUUGUCUUCCAACUUUGGUUCUUCACAAAAUUUAUGAAAUCGAUAGCCCUGAAGUCGAAACAUCUACAGUUUCCGAAGUUCUUCGGUUGAGUGGGCAAAGUUUACCAAAAGAAGUUCGAUACAGUUUAAAUUUUUCAACGUAUUCAUGCGCCUUUUUCAAAUUCAAUUUAUGGAUGCUAGCCGUAGUUUUGAAGGCUAUUCCUUGUGCCCUUCUCCUGUGGUUCACACUGGCGCUGGUUUUGAAACUCCGUCAAACUGACGAAAAAAGAAACUAUUUGUAUUCGAAGAGCUUUCGAAAACAUGUGAAAAAAACCACAGUACCUGAUCGAACUACGUAUAUGCUUAUCAUCAUGUUGGUUGUUUUCUUGGUCACAGAAUUACCACAAGGGUUUUUGGCUCUACUAAAUGGAUUAUAUACCGGUGAUGUGAAUAUUUACAUUUACAAGAACUUGUCAGAGUUGUUGGAUUUUCUAUCACUGAUAAAUUGCAGUGUGGACUUUCUUCUCUACUGUGUUAUGAGUUCUCGUUAUCGUCAAACAUUUGGUCACAUGUUGAUCAGGGUCGAAUCUUGGCUUAGAAACCAUGGAGAACGUCGUCGUCUGGCUCGUGAGAUUAAGAAAAAGUGUCCAGCCCCGGUUGGUGUAUAA